Messenger RNA from Carassius gibelio (silver crucian carp), 1892 nucleotides. RefSeq names its product LIM domain transcription factor LMO4-B. The record is from RefSeq and is a predicted model, not a curated record. Lineage: Eukaryota; Metazoa; Chordata; Actinopteri; Cypriniformes; Cyprinidae. Bases 367 to 870 code for a protein of 167 amino acids. The transcript is spliced from 5 exons.
UAAUUUCACUGUCAACAGAUGCCAGAAGUGAGGUUUCGCGGCUCUUAGGAUGUUUUAGACACUGAGUCAUAAGGAAGCGAGUUAUAAUAACUCUAGUUUGGAGAAGGCGUCGCAAAUAUCAUGUGCUCAACACUAACAUGAAUCUGACGGUCGCAGCGGAGCGCUUCUAACGAGAGGCACGAUCUGGAAGUUUGUUGGAACAAGAGACACUCGGAUUAUAAAAAGCGCAUUUUCUUCAACGCUUUUUGGGAAGACGAAAACAGAAUACAUACACAAACACAGCCAGUCUCUCACUGUUUAAUAGUUUGUGAGUGAUCCCAACACCUUUUCACUUCUUUCCAGACUGCGUACAAAUAACGGCAAGCGAUGGUGAACAGCCGCGUGGAAACCUCGGCCGUUGCGGUAACAGGAGGUAGUGGCGGGGCAGUGCGCUCCUGUGCAGGCUGUGGAGGUGGGAUCUCGGAUCGCUUCCUGCUCUUCUCCAUGGAUCGGUACUGGCACACGCGCUGCCUCAAGUGCUCCUGCUGCCAGGCUCAGCUCGGAGAAAUCGGCAGCACCUGCUUCAGCAAAGGAGGAAUGAUCCUCUGCAGGAACGAUUACAUCAGGUUGUUUGGUCACAGUGGAGCCUGCAAUGCCUGUGGACAGUCUAUCCCUGCCAGUGAGAUGGUGAUGAGGGCCCAGGGGAACGUCUACCAUCUAAAGUGUUUCACUUGUGCCACAUGUCGAAAUCGCUUGGUCCCUGGUGACCGAUUCCACUAUGUCAACGGCACCAUCUUUUGUGAACAUGACCGACCAGGUGGAGCUUUGCUCAGUAGUCACCUGACCCCCCUGCAGAACAACACCCUUCUACCUGACCAGAAGGUGUGCUGAAAAAACAUGGAUUUAUAAUUUGCGGUGUGCCUUUUCUUCACAUUUUUCCUCACACCUUUCCUUCAAUCGAUCAUUGUGAAAGUCCACCCACACCCAGGAUCUUCCAGCCCACUUUCGUGCAUCCAUCCACCUUAGAAGAAGAAUUCAGGACUACGCAAGUACUGUGAGUCACUUGCGAGACAAUCAUCCCUGACGAGGGAAACAUAAUCAUAUUGAAGAAAGUCGCAGAAUCUGAAAAUCAUCAUAUGCACUCGUAUUUGGUCUGUCUGGUCAUGACUGGGAUGGCCCGAGCCUGAAAGGCUUAGACUCUUAAAGAGCAGCUAAUUUAAGCAGGGGUGAUGUUCAGCAUGAUUUUGUUCCCUUUUGAGAAGUUUCUCAAGAAAUGUUGUGGACAUUACCUGAAAUUGUGGACUGCGGGGGUCUGUGGAUUAUGUUAGAUAUCACUGCUUGCCAACAAAAUGACAUCCAUAGGUCAAAAGACUGUUAAAACUAGCAGUUUGUUUCAGCGGUGGUUGCCUUUUGCUGACUGGCUAUUUUCACGUUAAGUGUAAUUUAAUUCUUUUUUUAAAAGGCUCUGUCAUCUUUGGUGCCUAAAACCAACAGUUUUUCCUCCUUUGUCAUUUACUUCCUAUUAGUUAGUAAUCAUACACAUGCACAAUACAGAAACGUGAACAUGUAUUGUUUUGUCUAUUCGAGUUUAAGACAUAUGAAGCACUCUUUUUGAGAGAACCGUAGAUUGCAGAGGAAACGGCAUGUUUUUUUUAUUCCAUGGUUUGGUAGAAUAAAUUACAUGUCUGUAUGCAUAUUCUCUAAUAGAGACUGCUAUUCAGUGUCUGCCAAGACUUUUGGGAGAAUGAGGGAGAUGGAGAGUCAAAUUGUACAUAUUUUUAUGUGCUGUUGUAUUGUGUUCAAUGGUUGACCUGUUUCCUUGUGUCCUCGGUUUAAAUGGAGGGGCCUUCAUAACAAUAAGAUAUCUGUAAAAUAAAAAAAAUGCUUAAUUAAAUAACUAUAAUCAUCACAAA